Molecule: messenger RNA, 2334 nt
Organism: Castor canadensis (American beaver)
Lineage: Eukaryota; Metazoa; Chordata; Mammalia; Rodentia; Castoridae
Gene: Sparcl1
Product: SPARC like 1
Biological process (GO): anatomical structure development; signal transduction
Molecular function (GO): protein binding; collagen binding; extracellular matrix binding
Source: RefSeq, a predicted model, not a curated record
GGUUAACUCCGUGCUCACCAGCAGAGUUAGCGCUUUCCCUGUGGGUUUGCAGGGCCUGCAAAGCUCACUAUGCUCUCAGAGAGAGAGAGAGGCCAGUCUGCUAGAGAAUCCAGAAUCUGCAACACAAAUGAUGACAGUCUGAAACACUCCCUGGUGCCAACCUCCACACUCUCAUCUGUCACUUCAGACCCUGACUAGUUGACAGAGCAGCAGAAUUUCAACUCCACUAGAUUUGAAUGUGCUUCAGGGCAAAGAAGCAGAGCUAACGAGGAGAGGGAUUUAAAGAGUUUCUCUUGGGUAUUUGUCAAACUUUAUUUCCUGACCGUGAGCAAAAGAGGGGAUUCAACUUCACCAUCAAUCUUCUACCGAGGAUCUAGGUCCAGCCACCAAUCGGAAGGUCUAAAAGCAUGAAGACAGUGCUCUUUUUCCUCUACAUAUUGGGAACUGCAGCUGCAAUCCCGACAAGUGCCAGGUUUUUAUCUGACCAUUCCAAACCAACUGAUGAAACACUGGUGACUCCCGACAAUACUGCCAUCCCCAUGGUGAGGGAGGAAGCUGCAGAAAAUGAAAAGGAAGUUGCAGAAUACACAGAAACCCAUUCUGACCAUAAGGAUGAAAAAUCUUCAAUACAAAGGUCAGAAGAGGAAAAUCAUGAAGAGUCAGCAGAACAGGACAAGACUUACAGCCAAGAGCUGGGAGUGAAGGAUCAGGAGGAUGGUGAUGGUGAUCUAAGUGUUAAUCUGGAGUAUACACCAAGUGAAGGUACCUUGGACCUAAAAGAAGAUAUGACUGAACCUCAAAAGAAAAUAUUCCCAGAAAGCACUGAUGUCCCUGCUGUUGCUUUAAGUUCCUUUGUGGAUUCUAACCAACAAGAAAAUAUCACAAAGGAAGAGGAAAACCAGGAACAACCUAUAAAUGAUUCACAUCAUGAGUUGAACAAGAACAGUUCACAUAGCCAAGAUCUAACUAAUGAAGGAAACCAAGAGCAGGAUUCAAAUAUUCCCAAUGGAGAAGAGGAAGAGGAAAAAAAGCCAGGGGAAGUUGGUACUCCCAUUGAUAACCAAGAAAGGGAAAAGGAAUUUUCCAGGGAGCAUUCUAACAGCAAGCAGGAGGGAGAUAGUAACCAAUAUGAUGAUAUUUUGGAAGACUCCAACCAACCAACUCAAAUAAGCAAGAUGCAGAAGGAUGAACUUGAGCAGGGUAACCAAGAGCAAGCAGAUAACACCAAUCCAGAAAUGGAAGAGGACCAUGCAUCAAAUAGCAAUAAGCACAUUCAAGACACCAAACGGCAGAACCAAGAAGGAAAAAGUGACCUUGAAGUUAUUGGCAACUACAAGAACAUGGAUAAAAAGACUGUUCCCACAGAACCUACUAAUGAUGGUGACAUCACACCUAGACAUCAUGGGGCCAACAGUGACAGGGAUAAUGAUGACCCUAGGCACAUUGAAAGUGAUGACUAUUAUCCAAGAGAGGACUUUUUAGAGGCUGAAAGAAGUCAAUCUACUGCCUAUUACCUCAAAUCUGAGCAAGAAAGAGCUCAUGAGCAUGACAAUGGAGGUACCAGCGAGGCUGGAGAGGAGCAAGACGCUAAGAAGGCCGAGAGCUCAUCAAAUGACAAUGACACUUCAAAUGAAGACAGCACAAGGCUGCACAGUGCUGAUUCUUGCAUGAACUUCCAGUGUAAAAGAGGACACAUCUGCAAGACAGAGCCACAGGGAAAACCCCACUGUGUUUGUCAAGAUCCAGUGACUUGUCCUCCAGCAAAACUCCUUGACCAAACUUGUGGCACUGACAACCAGACCUAUGCAAGCUCCUGUCAUCUGUUUGCUACUAAGUGCAGACUAGAGGGCACAAAAAAGGGGCACCAACUGCAGCUGGAUUAUUUUGGAGCCUGCAAAUCUAUUCCUAUUUGUACAGACUUCGAAGUGGCUCAGUUUCCUCUACGGAUGAGAGACUGGCUCAAGAAUAUCCUCAUGCAGCUUUAUGAACCAAACCCUAAACACGCUGGAUAUCUAAACGAGAAGCAGAGAAGUAAAGUCAAGAAAAUUUACCUGGAUGAAAAGAGACUCUUGGCUGGGGAUCAUCCCAUUGAACUUCUCUUAAGGGACUUUAAGAAAAACUACCAUAUGUAUGUGUACCCUGUGCACUGGCAGUUCAAUGAACUUGACCUACAUCCCAAGGACAGGGUCUUGACCCAUUCAGAGCUCGCCCCACUGCGAGCAUCCCUGGUGCCCAUGGAGCACUGCAUAACUCGCUUCUUUGAAGAGUGUGACCCCAACAAGGAUAAGUACAUCACCUUGAAGGAAUGGGGCCACUGCUUUGAAAUUAAGGAAG